Ananas comosus (pineapple) is the source of this 1604-nucleotide messenger RNA. Its product is annotated as probable monogalactosyldiacylglycerol synthase 2, chloroplastic. Gene Ontology annotation, biological process: glycolipid biosynthetic process. The record is from RefSeq and is a predicted model, not a curated record. NCBI's taxonomy places the organism in Eukaryota, Viridiplantae, Streptophyta, Magnoliopsida, Poales, Bromeliaceae. Gene Ontology annotation, molecular function: hexosyltransferase activity.
CGAAGACGAAGGAGGAGGAGGAGCCAUGGUGAUGUCGGUGGUGGAGCCGCGGAGGUCGAUAAGGGAAGCGCUGCUCCACGGCGUGCUCGGCGGCGGCGGGCGGUGCGCGGCGAGGGCACGGCCCAGCGCGGCGGUGCGGGAGCUACGCGGCGGGCGCCCGAAGAACGUGCUCGUGCUCAUGAGCGACACCGGCGGCGGCCACCGCGCCUCCGCCGAGGCCAUCCGCGACGCCUUCCGCCUCGAGUUCGGCGACGAGUACCAGGUGUUUGUGAAGGAUUUAGGGAAAGAGUACGGGGGGUGGCCGCUGAACGACAUGGAGAGGUCCUACAAGUUCAUGCUGAGGCACGCACGGCUGUGGAAGGUCGCAUUCCACGGCACGUCCCCGCGUUGGGUCCACUGCAUCUACCUCGCCGCCCUCGCCGCCUUCUACGCCAAGAAGGUGGUGGCGGGAUUAAUGGAGUAUAGCCCCGACAUCAUCGUAAGCGUCCACCCGCUCAUGCAACACAUUCCUCUGUGGGUGCUCAAAUGGCAGAGCCUUCAACAGAGCGUGCCCUUCGUUACCGUCGUCACGGACCUCAACACUUGCCACCCCACAUGGUUCCACACUAGCGUCACUAGAUGCUACUGCCCCUCUCAGGAGGUCGCAAAACGGGCAUUGUUCGAGGGCUUGGACCCUUCUCAAAUCCGUGUAUUCGGUUUGCCUAUUCGACCAUCCUUUUGUCGCGCCGUUCUCAACAAGGGUGAUUUAAGAAAGGAAUUGGAGAUGGAUCCUCAUUUGCCCGCGGUUCUGCUAAUGGGAGGCGGCGAGGGAAUGGGUCCGGUGGAGGAGACCGCUUUGGCCCUUGAUGAAGCUCUUUAUGACUACGAGCUCGAUAGGCCUGUAGGACAGAUUGUGGUCAUAUGCGGUCGCAACCAGGCGCUCCGGUCUACACUAGAGUCGACCGAAUGGACGGUUCCCGUGAAGGUAAGAGGAUUUGAGUCCCAGAUGGAGAGAUGGAUGGGGGCUUGUGAUUGCAUUAUUACGAAGGCUGGGCCAGGUACAAUUACUGAGGCUUUGAUAAGGGGACUCCCAAUCAUCCUCAAUGACUUCAUCCCUGGACAGGAGGUGGGCAACGUCCCUUACGUCGUGGACAACGGGGCCGGCGUGUUCUCGAAGGACCCGCAGGAGACGGCCGGCCUCGUCGCAAGGUGGUUCGGCCCCGAGAAGGCGCUCCUCAAGAAAUUCUCGCGCAACGCUCUGAGACUCGCGCAGCCGAACGCGGUGUUCGACAUCGUGAGGGACAUCCACAGCCUCAUCCGGCAGCGGGGACCCGUGACGCGCGUCUCCUACUCCGUCGGUUCUUCGUUCCCUUUCUCCGUAUAUUAGAAUUCCGCUAGCUAGCUCAACAUUUUGUACAGAUUGAAUUAUUAACAUUCUUUAGCCUCUUUUAAGUGUGGCUCAUUUAAGUUUAAGGAGAAUUGCAAUGUGUAAGAUGAAAAUAAGCCGCUUAGUUUGCACUAGCUAUCAAUAAGGGCUUGUGAGAUAGAAAGAGAUGAUCUUUCUCCAAGUCCUUAGCUCUCUGUACAUUAUCCGCUAGUAAUAAUAAUUCGUUAAUUAUAAAUUG